Messenger RNA from Amphibalanus amphitrite, 2495 nucleotides. Its product is annotated as mucin-2-like. Lineage: Eukaryota; Metazoa; Arthropoda; Thecostraca; Balanomorpha; Balanidae. The record is from RefSeq and is a predicted model, not a curated record. The coding region runs from base 362 to 1402 and encodes 346 amino acids. Gene Ontology annotation, molecular function: peptidase inhibitor activity. Gene Ontology annotation, cellular component: extracellular region. The transcript has 4 exons.
CGAAAAUGGUGAACACACUGCAUCGCAUUUGUUGACGGCGUUUUCGCACACUGCUAGCGAACAGACUAACCAGCCAAUCCGCGGCGAGAAUAACCCUGAGCGAACCAAUCGGAUGCUGGUGACACGAGGGGACAACGCUGAGCUGACGCCCCAGCCGCCAGGGAGCCUUCACUGUGGAUUUUGUAGGCCCCAGGAGCCAACGCAUCAAAGAUUUUGAGCGGGCCUUUUCGGCGCACGUCUAUGAGAGGUAUGCUGUGAUCAUGAACACGUAGCAAAACAGGAGUGGACUCUCGCGAGUAGCGCGUGCUUGUCCAAUUUUCAAACAAGUUUGAAUGCUUUCAAGAAAGGGACUGGCGCCGUGAUGAAAGCUGAGUUGUUGUAUUGUGGUUAUGAAAGGCAGGAAAAUGGAAAUAACACUGGAGCUCGCCCUGCCAUGCGCCUGCUCUCCUGUUUAUCGGUCUGUGUGCUGGCGCUGGUCGCCGCCGGGCCGGCGCUCGCGCUCACCCAGGGGAGCGGGUUCCGCUGGUUCUGGCGCGGCUCCUCGGGCGGCAGCACCACCCACAAGUUCUCCAUCUCGUCGGGCACCGGCAGCACCACGGGCACCCACUCGAUGGUGGUGGUCCGCGUCAAGGACAGCACCGGGCGCACCGUGGUGCUGGACCCGGCCAACCCGCACACCUCGCGCCGUGUGGUGCACGGCUUCUCCGGCAAGGGCGCCAACAAGGCCACCUUCACCGUCACCAAGACCAUCGGCGGCAUCUCCUCCAACGGCGAGAUCGUCAAGCCGUCCAAGUACAUGCAGCCGCCGCCGGUGACGCCGGUGGAGGCGCCGGCGGCGGCCCCGGAGCCGGCACGCUGGUUCCGGCCGCCCUCGGUGGACGCCACGCCGGCGCCCACCGAGCCGCCCACCACCACGACCACGGCGCGGCCGACACGGCUGGCGCAGCUGAGCCGGCUGAUCGUGGGGCCGCCCACCGAGGAGCCGCCCACCGGCGGCUACCUGCCGCCCUCGGCGCCGCUGACCGAGGCGCCCUCCGCUGAGGGCUUCGUCCCCGAGCUGACCGGCGCGUCGGCCCCGGCGCCCACGCCCACGCCCGCCUCGCACGUCGCCAAAGAUAUCCGCCGUAACCUGAGCGGGCGCGUGGACGGCAGCGUGUUCUUCGGCAUCCUUCCGGUCAUCAACGACCUGCAGCGGACACCGCAGGCCAAGACCGAGCCACCGCCCAAGGUCAUCAUAUCACGUCGGCCCGGCAAGUGCCCGUUCAUCAACAUGAUGCGGUGUCCGGCGCCGUCGGUGCCGCAGUCGGGCCGCUGCAGUAACGACAGCCAGUGUCCGACGGAGCAGCGCUGCUGCUACAACCCGUGCGCCGCCAGCAGCCAGUGCCUGACGGCCGUGCUGUGACCGCGGCCCGGUCAGCGCGCAUGCGCCGCGCCGCGCGCCAGGCAGUGGCGCUCGACACUGGCCGCCGAGGUUUGAGGACCCCAGCGGCUGAAGCCGGCCCGCGCCGCGCCGGCUGGGCUGCCGGGGACGCCGAAGGACCUGCUCUGGAAGGAGGUGGGGACGGAGGGGCCGGCCGGGCUGGGGAGGGGAACGCGUGAUACCACAGCCCCGCCUCAGCGUCCCGCGUCACGGUGUCAGUUUGAGGUGUUACGGUGGUGUUGAACUUGCAGCCAGUGAUAGGAAAGCGGCGCCGAGGACUCGAACUGAGGAGAAGCGGAGGGAGAGGUCCGGCGGUGAUAGUCGAGAAGGGCAGCUGGCGCGGCCGUGCCUCUUCAGUGAGCGCGGGAUAAACAUGUGAAGGGCUACCCUGAGACCCAAAGCUCCUUCGGAACGGGCAGGAUCCUUCCUCGGGUGCGCGAAAUGUCUCGAAGAGAAGUACUUUGGAGUGAACCGCCUGCUGCCAACAUCGUUGAUUGCCAUGUUAGGACCGCUGGCGGUGUGGCGGAGCGCUGGACUUAUACUGCUGGAAUAGAGUUCCCGAGAGUGGCUUGAAGCGACGAGCGUGGCCUUUCGUCCGGUGCGAUCAAUCCUUAGAGACAUGUCGACAUAGAUAUCUAAUAUAUAAAAUAUAUUAGAUCUCUAUGCAUGUCGACUGCAGAAUCGCUCCCAAAUCAAAAUUGUUGUGUAACGAAACCCCAUGUUUGGGUUGAAGUCGGACUCGUGUUUAAUGUCCACGUUUUUACGCUUGGAAGUUUUGCAUUGAAGGUCGGAAUGAUAUUUACUCUGAUAUCGGACAAAUAUCGUUCGCCCACGCACAAGACUAGUGUGCUGACGUCACUGCUUUAGCCCCGCCCGGAUUUGUUGGGUCAAUAAUGUAUCUACGAGCGCAACUCUUCGGCCCGCAGAGGGCCGAGUCAAACUGCCAAUACACAGUGACCAAUGAUAUGUUGUGCUUUUCAUUCAGCUGUCAGUUGUAAGGUGCCUUUAGCGUUUUAUCCUUGUUUACCUAUAUUUGUAGGAAUAUUGAAUGUGUAGAAUACAUUGUGAAAUGCGU